Messenger RNA from Perkinsus marinus ATCC 50983, 531 nucleotides. RefSeq lists its product as hypothetical. NCBI's taxonomy places the organism in Eukaryota, Perkinsozoa, Perkinsida, Perkinsidae. The coding region runs from base 1 to 531 and encodes 176 amino acids. The transcript is spliced from 2 exons. The record is from RefSeq and is a predicted model, not a curated record.
AUGAAGGUCACAGUUCAAGAGUACGUCGAUGCUUGGAAGCUAAAACAAGCCGCUCUUCGCGAGCGUUCUAUUAAAGAUACUCCUCAAGAUUAUCAACUGGCACUCUACGAUCUUGUCUAUAUCAGCGAGUGUGCCGAUCAUUCUCUUGGUGGUCAUCUAUCCCUCAAAUGGCGAGGGCCUCUAACGAUUGCUAAGCUAUGCGGUACAUCUAUGGUUUAUCUCUUUGACGGUAUUGUACUACCAUCUGACUAUGGCGGUAAUCUAAAGGUCUCUGAUGAUAAGACUACUCUAGAAGGUGGCCCUGGGGUCUCUUCUCUCAUCUACGCCUCCGUCAAGAACCUGGUACCCGCACGUGCUCUACAAUCUCUAAUCUAUGAUCACUAUGAAAAAGGCCUAAGAGUUUAUCAAGACAUGGAAGGUAACUUCGAUACUUUCCCCGCUAGCGACGAGUCGGACAACGAUCUUCUAGUAACCAUCAACAUCGACAAGAAGACUCUACCAUUUUGCCUGGUUGUGAAGAUGUCCCUCUAG